AAAGAGGCGCUCUGCAGAGAGUACGAAGAAAGACAGUGGAGAAAGACAAUGGAAAUGUCAAAACUGCUGACAGAAAAAGAGGAGCUGGAAUUAAAAAUUCAGGAGCUUUUCAACUGACCAAAGAAAAGGAGCAACUCUGCGAAGAAUAUGAAGAAAAGCUGAGCAGGAAAAGUAGCUCCGAUGAGUCUGGGCAGCUGGACAAACUCAGACGGGAGAAUGAGAGUCUCAGCUGCCAGGUUCAAAGAUUCGCUGGAGAAAAAGCAGAGCUCCUGCGAGAAAAUAAUCAUCUUAAAGAAGAACUUUAUAGAAAGACAAUGGAAAUGUCAAAACUGCUGACAGAAAAAGAGGAGCUGGAAUUAAAAAUUCAGGAGCUUACAAAUAAACAAUUCCAACUGGCCAAAGAAAAAGAGGAACUCUGCAAACAGUAUGAAAAAAAGCUGAUCAGGGAAAAGUAGCUCCGAUGAGUCUGGGCAGCUGAACAAACUCAGACGGGAGAAUGAGCGUCUCAGCUGCAAGGUUCAAAAAUACGCUGGAGAAAAAGUGGACCUCCUAUGAGAAAAUAAUGACCUUAAAGAAGAACUUUAUAGGUGAGAAAUAUUGAAAUAGCAA
Molecule: messenger RNA, 609 nt
Organism: Notechis scutatus (mainland tiger snake)
Lineage: Eukaryota; Metazoa; Chordata; Lepidosauria; Squamata; Elapidae
Source: RefSeq, a predicted model, not a curated record